Messenger RNA from Tetranychus urticae (two-spotted spider mite), 1877 nucleotides. RefSeq lists its product as uncharacterized. Lineage: Eukaryota; Metazoa; Arthropoda; Arachnida; Trombidiformes; Tetranychidae. The record is from RefSeq and is a predicted model, not a curated record.
CUUAUUGUUUACGAUUGUUUAUUGUGCAUGAUUUCUGGUACUAAUCAACCAAUAGGAAGUUAACUUAGUUAGACACAACACCCUUCAACCCGAUUCAUUGGAAAUCGUGCGAGUUUCACUUGAUCAGUUUGUCUCGAAUCUAACGGUUGAAAAGCAGUUCGUGAAACUGACGUGAGAUAAAUAUUGAAAAAAGUUUCAACGAAAUGGAUAGAUCCAAUGAGAAUGUACUGAAUCGCUCUUCAAAAGCCGGAAUAAUUACUUGGGCGCUUCUGUCUGAUCGAAAAGUUAUCAUUCUAAUCAUCGCAUUUGCACUUGCGUUUGAUGGUCUAAUAUGUUUCAGAGAUCUUUACAUUUUUUCGGGCACUUAUCAUAUUACACGUGUGGUAAUACUUGCUAUUCGACAAUGGACCUGUGCUUUCUUACUUGUUCUAAUUUGUGUUCGUAGGAAAAAAUACAGCGAUCUUAUGAUUCAUUUUGAACGCAAGACAAAUAUCGAGUUGACACCUUUAUCAGUUAAUUAUCUAAAUAAGAAUCGCAUAAUCUUUCAAAUAUACACUUUCAUCCAUUUUUUAUUUUUCGUUUGGUUGACAUAUGGGGUUUGGUGCAACGCUUUUGACAUGUCAUUGACUUAUUUUCUUGUUACUUAUUUUGGUGCAGCACUUGUUGGUAUCUCGUGUUACUUUGCUUUCCUUCGUUUCUUUAUUGAAGGCUGUCUUUACAUUCAUACCUGUUUCAUGCGAGUUGAACACCAAAUAGAAACCUUGAACAAGUCAACAAGUGCCUUGUCUAUCGAUGACAUUCGGAAAGUUCGUCGAUUGUAUUGCUUUGCCGUUGAAACGACAGAAAAGUUUAAUUAUUUAUUCAUGCCAAUUACAGCUCUUUAUUUUGUGAUCAGUACCGUUAAAAGUCAUUACUCGUUUGUAUUCGCAAUUUCGGCUCCAUCGCUUGUAACUUUGAUAAUGAGUUUGGUGGAAAUCGCAAAUUUUAUCCUCAUAACCUAUUAUAUGGUCUAUAUUAAUCACCUUUCAACCCGAAUUUAUCAAUCAGUUUAUUCACUUACAUUUAAAACUGAUUCAUUGUUUGCAAAUAAAGAGGUUCACAUUUUCCUCGCUCGUAUUGAACGUGCUGAUGUUGGCUUUACUUUCCUGGACCUCUUUGUUAUCACACCAACUUGCGUUACUACACUGGCUACAAUAUCGUUGACUAUUGCUCUAGCGACACCAACAUUAAUCAGAUAAUUUAAUAAUAUUUUGUCAAUGUUUCACUAUUUUCGCUUCUUUAAAAUCGCUUCACUUGUUAUAACUAAAAAAAUCAAUCAUAACCAAUUAUCGAUUUACCAAUUCGAGAGUCUCCCUUGUUAGGCUAGCCAGUUGCAUUGAUUUUACCCUCUUUCCGUUAUUCUGAUAUUUAUAUGUUGAAUGGACAAUAGCGUUAAAACCUAAUUGCUUUGCAUUUCGUAAAAAUAGUCUUUUCAUAGAUGAUGAAAAAUCGGUUAUUAUUUGCGAUUGUAUAUCUCUGUGCUGUACUCAAUCAUGUAAACCAAAAAAGACGUAAUACUUUUCAGUGUUGUGAUCAUUAAGCAAAGUGCAAAGAUCGCAAACUAAACAAGGAAGAUAAGCUCCCCUUGAACAUCAUUCAAGAUUGUCUUGUCUUUCAGGAUCAAAGUAAACAUCAUUAGUUAGUGAUCGUUUAAUGUGCAUCAACCUUUAAAAAUUAUAUGUUUUAAAACGCUAGGUUAAUUUGUUUAUUAAAUUAAAAUAAAAGAAUGGACUUUGUAGAUUUAAACCAAUUUGUUCAUGGUGAAUCAUGUUUGACUGAUCAUCUAACAAUGGACUAUACAGAUCAAGCGACUUCAUUGCCAUUCCACUCGGAGUCAA